ACCACCGCUUGUCUCGGGCGGGAGAUACGGCAGGGCCCGAGCCGCCGGCGUGACGUCCUUCGGUCACGUGCCGCGUUGUUGACGUGACGUGUCGCCCGGCGACUGGCGCGGAGGUGACAGGGGGCGGUGACGUCACGCGGUGACAGUUCUCGUGGUGGCAUCGGGGGGGGGACAAGUUUUGGAGGGGGUCCCCGCGCGAUGAUGGGCCAUGUGGAGCAUUGGUGAAAAACUAUCCCUGCUUUGAAGACCCCUCACAAUGAGCUGCCCAGAGAAGAAAGACGAGUGCUCCCCUCCAUCAGCGAAACAGAGGAGAGUUUUGGAGACUGAUGAAAAGAACAAUGGAGUUCUUGACCUGCCAGAUAGCCAGGAGGCCGAGGCUGCACAGACUUUGUGGGAGAUGACCAACUGGAGAGAGAACGCCGACGAUAAUGAGCAGCCAGGCAAUGUUAUUCCGCACACUCCAGAAAAUGGCACAGCAGAAGACUCUCAUGCCAGACUACCUGUGUGCACACCGGAGAGGGGAGACACAGGGGAAAGUGCAACAGGAACCCCUCACAUCCCUGAAGGUGGUGAAACCGGAGAGAAGAACACCACUCCAUCAAAGCAAGAUCCCUUAAGAAGGGAUGCGGCAGGGAAUGGUGACCCAGACGAUCAGCGGAAAAGAUCUGCCCAGCCAAACUUAGAGAUAGCGGACGCAGAAGAGCCUGCUGUCCUGUCGCCUCUUUCCUCAGAUUCAGAAGCGGCUGAGCAUCGAUCGUGCAGCGAGGGCGACGAGUGCUGCAUCGUUUCUGUUGGCACCCAACCUACUAGCACCGAUCGCUCCCUGCAGGCUCUGGAGUCCGUGCAGCAGGAGCUGAGGUCAGUCAAUGAACGGGCGGACCGCGCUCUGCUGCAACUGAAACGGAGAUACGGACAGCUCCGAAAACCGCACAUCCAGAAACGCAACUCCAUCAUACGUACCAUCCCGGGUUUUUGGGUCACUGCUUUUCUGAAUCACCCCCAACUUUCUGCAAUGAUUGAUGACCGCGACGAAGAUACAUUAAGCUACAUGAAUAAUUUACAGGUAGAGGACUUUACACACCUAAAGUCAAGCUGCAAGAUAAAAUUCUACUUCAACUCCAAUCCUUACUUUAAGAAUGAUGUGAUCAUCAAGGAGUUUCAAUAUGGUUCCUCGGGCCGCCUCACAUCUCAUUCUACUCCCAUUCAAUGGUGGCGAGGGCAGAACCCAUCUCAUAGUGGCAAAAACAGUUCUACACCGAGCUUUUUCAGUUGGUUUUCUGAUCACAGCUUCCCUGCUGCCGACCGCAUCGCAACAAUAAUCAAAGAAGACCUGUGGCCCAAUCCUUUGCAGUAUUACCUUAUUGGUGAGGGCGAAAGUGACGAUCAUCCGGCUGAGGACAGCGAUCCAGACAACACAGAUGAUUGUGUUGUCAUUGUUGACGACGAUGAUGACGACGACGACGAGGAAGAUGCAGUAGAAGAGAAUGAGGAAGAUGAUGAUGAUGAAAAUGAUGUGCAUGAAAUAUCUGAUAAUACAGAAAAGCACACAGAAGGUACGGAUAACGACGACGACGACGACGACGAUGAUGAUGAGGAAGAUUUGGAGGAAGAAUCUGUCCCGGAGGAGCUGGUGGAGUCCACCGUUGUUGAUGAGACAGAUAACAUUGUGUUGGAUGCAGAUGACUCAGAAAACUCCUCAGAAGAAGGUGGCGACUCUGAAUAGGAUGCAAGGACGACUUUUGAGUAGCUAAAUCAUUAGUAGGCGCAGGGAAUCCUUCACCCCACUAGAAGGCGAGUUGCACUACAGGGAGUAAGGUUUGUAGGAAACUUGUUAAAUUCCACUGGCAUGGGAAAAACAUACAGCUACCCUGGCGAGGCCUCUCUUGCCCAGCACCACAAGCAUGUCUGAUCAGGGGCAACCCAUUUAUACGCUUGUCUAGUUAACGUAGUGGGGAAGUGGACAUCUGCUUCUACCCCAUUGCAGUAUCCAUAGCAUUUGCACUGCAAAGUAGGCACACAGGAGCCAUAUAGGAAUCUUAAAAUACUGGAUUUGUCGAGGUUGUACUCUUAAUUUAAAAAAAAAAGAGCAAAGCUAUUUUAUCAGUAAAUUUUAAGUGUGUUCUUUUUUUAGAUAAAUAGAUAUUUACAUUUUUUAUAAUUCAGGGGUUUUCUUUUUCUCUUUUUUUUUUUUUUUUUUUUUUAAAGCUGCAAAUAUUACAUUGGCACCAAUGCGUGCCAGCAAAAAAGAGUAAGCGGAAGAGAAAAGAUAACCGUAGAGCUCUGCAGGCAACCUUUUUUUUUUUUCCUUUUCUUGCACUACUACACAGAGAAGAUUUUUGUAGUAAUGCAGGGUUGGUCCUUUCAUCGAUCAUUUAUAUUUAUUGCGCCAUUCCACGUCUGUGCCGUCUGCUGUGGACCUCAAUUAUAUUUUUCCACGACAAGCUUCAAGUCUCUGUCUUUACCCGGCCCGACGUUGCCCUCACGUGGACCACACCUUUGAAAACCUCAGUCUUGUCUUACUCCAUUGACACUCAGCAAAGCUGUGUUUCUUCUAGCACAAUAGUGUGUACACUGGCUUACUGUGUAUGUGUGUAUUUAUAGAAAGAGAGGUGAUUGCACAGGAACUUGGAAGACCAUUCUGCUUGCGUGCUUAGUGGCGUGCGACGCAGCCAGCAGUUCAACGCUUUGGAAAUUUAACCUCUAAGCUCCGUACCAGAGCACAAUCCUGCUUUUAUGUUUUCUCUCAUACGCAAUGGUAUUUUUUAAUUUUUUUUAUUUUAGCUGCGACCUAUCUCUCAGUGGUUCCAUUUCUGUGCAGGCCACAUUUUAUCGAAAUGCGACGAUACUGCACCCUGGUGGCAGCUAUGCGGUCUUACAGACACAAGUCGCUUUGGCACGAAAGCUGCAUAUCUGAGCAACGCGAUAUCUAUUCUUUCACAUACAUAAGCGCCCGGUAGGAUUUGCUUAUCCCAUCAUUUAAUCCCACUGGAAGGGGGCAUCCGCAUCUGCACAUAACACUGGCCAGCACGGUUGAUGGUGUUUCUAUUUUCACCGUAUGUCAUGUCUUUUUUAUUGUAAUGCACUCCAAGGCAAAUUCGGUUGUCAGGAGGCGUCAAAACAAAUAAGGUUUGCAUCAUUGUGGGGGAGGGCGAUGCUUCGGUGUCUUAAGGAUUUAGCGAUAGUCGUUCAGUUUAGAAACUGCGCAACAGAAAUUUUGGGGUAGAAGUUGCAAAAUGCUUCAUUUUCUGCUGCUAGGCAGUGUAAUGCUCAGGAUUAUAGUGCACUGAUUACCUUUAGGACAGCCUAUUCUUUCCAUAUUGUAUCUUUCUUAGAAACCUGCACUGUAAAGGUUAACACCUGCAUAGUCAUAGUAUAGAAAUGAGAAUAGAUUUUACCCUGUUCUUGAUAGAUUUCUACUAGUCUUCUCUUCAUUGUGAAAUAGGCUACCUGUGUAGCUGCUGAUUAGGUUUCCUUUCUCCUGCUGUUACUGGAAGACAUUUGCUAGGAACGUGGAGAAUACGACCUCUCUUCUUUACCGGUAUGUCAUUCUCCAUCCUGGCUGGGAUUAUACUUAUAGGGCAAAUGGCUUUCCUCACUUCGUAUUCACACCGGGAGGUGUAUUCUGCUGUACCUUUCCAAGAUAGGCCUGUGACCUCAUCCAGAAGAAUGACACAAAGAAGUCUCUAGGAAUUUCUGUUUGCUGAAUAAUUAUGUAGUGUGGCACAUGUGAAGUUACCCAAAAACCGCAGCACCCUUAAAGGGCAUCUGUCAGUAGGUUUGUCCCUCUGACACUGGCUGACCUGUUACAUGUGCGCUUGG
Molecule: messenger RNA, 3819 nt
Organism: Bufo gargarizans (Asiatic toad)
Lineage: Eukaryota; Metazoa; Chordata; Amphibia; Anura; Bufonidae
Product: putative testis-specific Y-encoded-like protein 3
Exons: 8
Coding region: 257-1723 (488 amino acids)
Biological process (GO): nucleosome assembly
Cellular component (GO): nucleus; chromatin
Molecular function (GO): chromatin binding; histone binding
Source: RefSeq, a predicted model, not a curated record